Messenger RNA from Rhizophagus irregularis DAOM 181602=DAOM 197198, 1161 nucleotides. RefSeq lists its product as uncharacterized. The record is from RefSeq and is a predicted model, not a curated record. Lineage: Eukaryota; Fungi; Glomeromycota; Glomeromycetes; Glomerales; Glomeraceae.
AUGUUUCUUUAUAAUUAUUUAUCUAAUAUAGUAUAUUCCGAUAACAUCGAAAGAUCUCGUAAACCAACUCAACCAAUACCAUCUCCUAUACCACAACAACAACAUCAUCAUCAUCAUCAACAACAAUACUAUUAUUAUAGUAGCAGUAAGCAAAAAAAAUCAACAAAUAAUCAUCAUCAAAGUUUUUAUUACGAUUAUCAAAAAUUUCAUAAUAAAUCUUCUUUUAAUAAAUCAAAAUCUUCAACAAAAUCUUCAAAAUUCAAUAAUAAUUAUUAUUAUAAUAACAAUUAUAAAAUGCCUCCUUCAGCAUAUUCAAAUUUCCAUAAUCAUACUACUUCGGCUUAUGCUGCUGCUACAAUGAAUUCUCCAAAUAAUAAUAAUUCUUCAAAUAAAACUCCUCAAAAUAGGAGAGUAAUUGAUAGUGAACAUAGAUAUAAGAUCGUUGAUGAUAUUUGUGCUGAAUCAAAUUUAUAUAAUAUACUUGGUGUUGAAAGAACUUGUUCAACAGAAGAACUCAGAAGGGCUUAUAUUAGUAGAUCACGAAUCUGUCACCCUGAUAAAUUCCCAGAAUAUCCAAAAGCAACCGAGGCUUUUCAAAAGUUAUCUUAUUCUUAUGAAACGUUAAACAAACCGUCCUCGCGCCGUGCUUACGAUAUAUCGGGUACUAGUGAACUUGGUAACGUAAACGGUAUGGGUGACGAAACAUUACACAGCGUUUUAUAUCAAUUAUUUUUGGAAUUUAUGGAUGGUGAUUUCGAAAUGAUCCGCGCCUUAGUUAAUGCCCUAAAUGAAAAUAAUCCCGGACUUAACUUGGGAGAUGAUGCCAUUGAAACUUUGGAAAUUGCUUUCCGAAGAAUGAGAGAUUUACUUUUGGCUGGUAAAAAAUACGUUAAAAUUGUUCAAUUUGAGCUUAUUCGUUUGUACGAAUUACAACAACAAUUACGAUCACUCUCAUAUUUUGACGUAUUUGGUCGCUUGCGUUUAACCAUGCAAUUGACGAAAAUAUCACUGACUAUACCGAUGCUCAUCGAUAAUGCUAUGAAGGCAGAAUCUGAUGCAUUAGGCAAUAAAGGUACCCAUAAAGGACUAUUAGGUGAUGGCGUGUCCAAAGUUAUUUCUAGUUUAAUAACAGUUUUGGAAGCGGGUGAACAAUACGUAUAA